ACUUUGAUUCUAAUAUUUCUAUUCCAUCACUUCCUCCUGCCUUUUAUAUCGCAUAUUAGAGCUAAUUGUAAAAUCAUGAGAGGUGAACACAGUUCUUUUAUGUUCUAAAGAUUGUCUCCUACUAGCAAUUUUUUAAUUUUCCGAGGGACUAAUUCUGGAGACUCUCAGCUUUCAUCGUUUGUACUGUCGCACGUUGAAAUCGGUUCACUAGAAGCCAAGUUAUCCUGAUGGCAUAUUUAGCUUAACGAAAGGUCAAAAUCUGCCCAAUCAAGAGCAGUUAGCGCCACUUCCUUAAAUCUGUUCUCCUGCGCGGCAACUGGGCAGGUUAACAGGUAUCUAGAAUGACAGAAGAGGUCGACUGACUGGGACAGACAAAGAGGACUUCAUCGUGUGGGGAAGACAGACACAUCCUUCUCCAAAAAAUUUGGCCGCAGGAAAAAGCGGAUAUCUCGUUUUUUAAUGAACGGAUUUUGACAAACCGUCGCUGAAAUUAAAGACGAGAGUCCAGAGGGACCUUCUAAGUACACAAGAAAUUAAAAAAUAUGUUUUUUAUAGGAGAAAAUCAUAAAAAUGUAAAAGAACUCCUUAUAACUUUGAAACCAGAACAGGUAUCACAAUGGAACGUAAAGAAGACUAAUCUCUGAACGCUCAGCUUAACUUUAAGCGUAUUUUAAAAUCGGUUCACUAAAAGCUGAGAUAUUUUAACUUCUUUCCGUAGAUUUACUUGUGUUAGUACUAACGUCUCACCGCUAUGUGGUGAGCAGAACAUAAAAUGGCAACUGUACCAGUAAAAAGAUAUUAGGCGUUGAUUUCUUUAGUUGUAUUUUUCGUUUCUCUCAUUACCCGUUACUGCCUUAGUGUUCAGUUUAUUAAAUAUCGCAUCUCAGUACAAUAAUUCAUUAAAAACCAAUAGUACAAACGAUCAUUGUGACGUGAUAGUACAAAUAUAUAAAUCUAAAUAGUAUAGCUAACCCUCUGCUAUAUCGUUUGCCACUGCCGUGUUUAUUAAGAUCGAAUUACGUGAAACAGUAUUAAAAUGAUAGAAAAUAGUUACCCGCGGGGAAGUGAUUUACGAGAUACAAGCGAUAAGAACGUUCUCUGUUGCGUCACAGGCGAUUCAUUGAAUGUGUCAACAUCGAUAAUAUUAGUCAUAUGAUUAUAAGCUUCUCAGUUGAAAUAACAGUAAAAGAUAUCAUUAUACUUCGCCAAUAAUAUGGUGAUGGCAGGGAACGAAAAUACUGGAUCUUUAGCAGAAGAUUCACUGUCAACCAGAUUGCAAUGGCUUCGACAACGUCGAGAAGCAUUGCAAGAAAAGUUGGCACAGAAGAACAAUGAGCUUAAAAAUCUGUGUGUGGAAGAAGCAGAAUUGACUGGUGUCUUGCCACCAGAAAUACCAUUGGAGCCUGGAGAAAGCCCACCAGUGUUCCGUAAAAGAGUUGGAACAGCAUUCACCUAUCCACAGAAUUUAAUUAACAAAUUGAAAUCGAACGAAGUUGAGGAAUCUGCCUUGGAAUUAGAGAGACAGGUUCAAAUGGGUAUAAUAGAAACUGCUUUGGCUAUCGUGAACGAUCCCACAGAGAGCAAAGCGGUUCGCCGUAAGCAUAGAUUGAUUUACCAGCAGAGUCAACACAGACUUCAGGAACUGGAAGCGCGUUUAAAUUUCCUAAGACAGGGUCGUAAUAAAACGCAUCAUUCUACGCAAGUACAACAUCCUCUGAAUUGUAACACGCAGCCGCAUCUACACGCGAAUGUAAAGCACAGAACGAAGAAACCUCGACCACCGUUAGAUGGUACAGUGAACGAUGUAAAUAAAACUUCGAGAGGGUUGCUUCAAGAGACUGGCAUAAGCUUAAGUCCGUUAGGAUCAGAGGAGAAGUGUAACAUUUAUCCUAGCCACGGAUAUGAUGAGCAAUCGCUGGUGUCAAAUCACAAUCAUAUCGGUGCUUACUGUCCUACGAUCUCCGAUCAACGGCAAAGUAUUAAAAUAAUAGAACACGAUCAUAACGACAAUCAAAACGUUUACAUACUCCCGGAUCAACAUCGCGCGCGAACAUAUUCGCACGGCAGCGGUGGUUCACGUACGCAAAAUCAUUAUCAAGAUAACGAGCGAGUCUAUCGUCCCUUGCCAAACACGUACAAUGAAGACGAAAGGCAACAACGCUAUCGUCAAUUUCAGCAACAGCACGAACCAAGUCAUAAUCAUCAGUAUCCCGACUACAAACACUUAGACAACGACGUCCAGCGAAGGCCUGCACAAGAAUAUUACGAAAGAGAUUUUCGCGCGUCGCAUUACUCACACAUGCCCGAGUUUUCAGUCUAUCACAAGACUAAUUCUCAAACACAGUCUCUAUUGAGACGAGAUCGUGAUUCCGGUGGGAAUAAGAAUUUACGAUACACAGAUUCACCGAGUGAAUCGCAAUUACCGUCGGGAUACUGGAUGCGGUACGAGGACGAGAUCGUUUGGUGCACCGACGAUCAGCUCGCAUCGGAUAGAUUCGGGAGUUUGGAUCGAAGGAAACGUAAUGCUCUUCAGCAUACUAACAGUAUCGGUGCCGAAGUACAACCCCGUUAUCGUACAGGUGGUAAUAAAAGUUCUUACGCCCCAUCUUAUCAAAACGCUUCCGUUCAUUUGCUUCCUUUAACCGAACAACCAUCGUGCAACAACAAAAUGUUGCUGCGCACGCAGUCCUUAGGUAGCGUAGAAAAGUGGCAUUCGAAUCAUUUACAUGACGGAAAAGAUACAAUCGAUAACGGAGGACGAAAGGGGAGAGAGAAGGAAUGGUACGAAACCUCUUUAGAUUCUGCUACGAGCCCAGGACCAGAAGUUAGUCUAAUACCGUCGCACAAAGCUAAUAUUCAUUAUCAGAGUAAUUUAUCUGCUUCUUCGAAAACGCCUAUCACUUGUAAUGGUGAAGACGGGAAGAGUAACAAUUAUAUUCUUCCCAUAAACCAUCGUAAACCAGACGUGAUAACAAGUAAAAACGAUCAACAUUUGCAACCAUUGACGAAUCGUUAUGAACCGACGCGGAAAAAGGUGCUCGAGAUUCCAGCAGAGUCGAAGUCGUCUCAAGGAACGAACGAAGAAACGAUAAUGCUGGGUUCCUCCCAGAAUUGCACGAUCGUGCAAGCUGGGAAGUAUCAACCGUAUAGAGAAGUUACAAAACCUUUCGAGAUGUCCGAUUUCUAUAAAUACUCUACAAAGUUUCGUAAAAGGAACGAAACUAAUGGACAGAACGGAGCAAGUGAAAUUUCUGAUGAUUCCCGAGGGACGCAGAGCGUGGGAAUGAAUGAGCUUAGGGAGUCUGAAUCUCCGGAUGCUGUACAUAAUGGACCAAUGGCUAGUUCAGUCCAAAAAAGAAUCUAUCAGCCAGUUCAACGUAUGACGUGUCAACCUUAUCUCACGUCAAUGAGGUAAUUUUUAAUUCUGCAUAAAUUAGGAUAAAUUCGACAGGCUGGCCAUGAUAGGCUGGACCUGCCUAGAUAAAUAUUUAUAACGGGUCAAUAUGACGCUUAUUGUCUAUAAAAUUUGAGGCUUCAUCAAAAUUUAACUUCGUCCAUAUUGCCUAUAUUGAAAUUAAUAUAAAGACUUGAGAAGUGCCUUAGAGUUGAACAUUUUUUAUUGAAGAAUUUUUCGGAUUUAUUCAUUGAAUUUUUUGAUUCGUAAAAUACGAAUAAAAUCUUUUUAUAAUUGACUUUACAUUAUGUAAGGUAAAGAUUUAGAAAUACUUUUAAAGUAGUAUAAAAGAUGAAUAGGACUGAUCGAAGAGUAAGCAGACUAAACAUUAAAAGUUAAAUAUAAAAUAUGAUUUCUCAAUGUAUAUUUGAAUACAUCAUACAUUCAUAAUUUUGUAACAAACUUUGCACAAUGCAAUCCAUGACGCCUUCGGCUUUAAAAGCCAAAGGUCGAAAUGGAUUCGAUUUAUUUAAAUAUGUUAUAAAUAUAACAGACUUGUAUUUAGUUUCACAAUAACAAUUUACUUAGUACUGUUAUUGCGAAUUUCGAAUUAAGUUAUUAACCACAGUAAUAAUCUGUAGUUCUAUUAUAAUUUUGAUUACUCUUUAAAUAGAUUAAUCUGUUAUGUGCGAUUUAUAAAUUUGUUAAGAGUAAAUAAAUAAUAAAUUACAGUACUGUGAGAAA
Ceratina calcarata is the source of this 4138-nucleotide messenger RNA. RefSeq names its product stepping stone (gene sstn). Bases 1214 to 3415 code for a protein of 733 amino acids. Gene Ontology annotation, biological process: establishment of epithelial cell polarity. NCBI's taxonomy places the organism in Eukaryota, Metazoa, Arthropoda, Insecta, Hymenoptera, Apidae. The record is from RefSeq and is a predicted model, not a curated record. The transcript is spliced from 4 exons.